Molecule: messenger RNA, 1392 nt
Organism: Galeopterus variegatus (Sunda flying lemur)
Lineage: Eukaryota; Metazoa; Chordata; Mammalia; Dermoptera; Cynocephalidae
Gene: ESCO2
Product: establishment of sister chromatid cohesion N-acetyltransferase 2
Exons: 8
Coding region: 1-1242 (413 amino acids)
Biological process (GO): mitotic sister chromatid cohesion
Cellular component (GO): nucleus; chromatin
Molecular function (GO): protein-lysine-acetyltransferase activity
Source: RefSeq, a predicted model, not a curated record
AUGGCAGCUUUUACUCCAAGGAAGAGGAAGCAUCAUUCUUUGGACUGUGACAGUCUAUUAUCAGACAUUCCAUCAAAGAAAUUAAUUUUGGACUUUACUGAAAAUCUGUUUCCAUCACCUAAUAAACAGCACUUUUGUCAAAGCAGUGAUGAAAAUGAAGAAAAAGCACACUGUUCUCAACAAGGCCAUUUAAUUUCAAGUCCACACAAAAUAACUAAAAAAAAUAGAUUGUCAUCCACAAAUCAAGGUUCACCCUUUAAAUCUGUUUUGUCCACUGUGUCUUUUUACAAAAAAAAUAAAUGGUACCUCAAUCCACUGGAGAGAAAGCUGAUUAAAGAGAGUGGAUCCACUUGUCUAAAAACUAAUAAUGAAGAUAAAUCUCUUCCCUUCAGCAAUUCAAACUCUACAGUUCUUUCCCUCCUAACCCACCUCUCAUCAUUAUCUCUAGCUGAAGAACAGUCUUCUGUGGGAUCCAUCAUAUGUGCCGACUUCCUGAAACAAACCAAUACACAGAAAAAUACUAAUACCAGAGAUACAAAUAAAGAAACAAAAGACCAACUCAUCAUUAACGCAGGUCAGAAACAUUUUGGGGCUAUUGUGUGUAGGUCUUGUGGCAUGAUCUAUACUGCUUCCAGCCCUGAAGAUGAAAUGCGGCAUGUUCAGUAUCACCACAGAUUUGUCGAGGGGAUCAAAUAUGCAGGCUGGAAGAAAGAACGUGUAGUAGCAGAGUUUUGGGAUGGGAAAAUCGUCUUGGUCCUGCCACGUGAUCCGAGUUAUGCUAUCAGAAAGGUAGAAGAUGUCCAAGAACUUGUUGAUAAUGAAUUGGGCUUCCAGCAAGUUGUUCUCAGAUGUCCAAACAAAACCAAAACUUUUCUCUUUAUAUCUGAUGAAAAAAGAGUAGUUGGGUGUUUAAUUGCAGAGCCCAUCAAACAGGCCUUCCGUGUCCUGUCUGAACCAACUGGCCCAGAAUCCCCAAGCUCUAAGGAAUGUAAUAGGGCUUGGCAAUGUUCAAAUGUACCGGAAUCUGCAGUCUGUGGGAUAAGUAGAAUCUGGGUUUUCAGAUUGAAGAGAAGAAAGCGCAUUGCAAGACGACUGGUAGAUACUCUCAGAAAUUGCUUCAUGUUUGGCUGUUUUCUCAGCACUGAUGAUAUAGCAUUUUCUGACCCAACACCAGAUGGCAAGUUAUUUGCAACCAAGUACUGCAACACCCCUAAUUUCCUUGUAUACAAUUUUAAUAGUUAAACCUGAUUUCAAUCAUAAAACAGUUACUAUGUGGAUAACUUCAGACAGCUCUUUAUUAGACAAUACAAACUAUUUAAUAAAUAUCAAAAUAAAAAAUACUGAUUCUCACACACACACCCACCACAGUUUUGUUCCUUAUGAGUUGAAAAG